This is a messenger RNA of Acromyrmex echinatior (Panamanian leafcutter ant), 4086 nucleotides long. It is a transcript of the gene Mekk1, whose product is annotated as mitogen-activated protein kinase kinase kinase 4. NCBI's taxonomy places the organism in Eukaryota, Metazoa, Arthropoda, Insecta, Hymenoptera, Formicidae. Gene Ontology annotation, molecular function: protein kinase activity; ATP binding. The record is from RefSeq and is a predicted model, not a curated record. Gene Ontology annotation, biological process: MAPK cascade; protein phosphorylation.
GCCGCGCCUGCGUUCUCCGAUUUCAUAGAACGAAAGGUGAUGUCGUGACGAUCGGCGAUGAGUAGUGACGACGUGCGCGUUUUUGUUACGUUAGUGGUGAAGUAGUGACGAACGACGAUGAUGCGUCGAGAUCUUAGAUCGAGCCGUGCCGCAAGAGUUCCUGGCAGCGAAUUCACCGACGACGAGGAUGUCGAUCACGCCAGUAAAAAUGAUUCAAUCAGUCCGCCAAACGAGUUCGAAGACUCGUUGCAAGCGAUGUCGGAUAUGUAUGGACACACGCCGCCUAGGACUCGUCUCAAUCGUAAGAAAAGGCACAUGAAGCAUAAGCUUGCGUCAGGCAGCGAUCUUAAGUCAGAAAAAGAAGCUAGACCAAGGACAGCUAUCCAUCGACGCAACACUUUGGACACUAUCAUCUUUAACGAAAUGUGCGAUAAAGCGGACAAAGAUUAUGAGGAUGAGACGAAGGAAGAUGUGAAAGAGGGCAGGAAAAGCAAGAGAAGUUUGAAACUAUUGCGGGGCAAUGAAAGGGACCUGAAGCUUGACGUGGAAGCUGCCCACAAUUAUGCCGAGAGAUAUACCGGCGAGAUAGCAGUUUCGACGCCAAAUCAAAUCAAGGUCGAGACUAGAAAUAGAUUCCGCUGCCUGCGAUCUAAACCCGUUGACGUCGAGGAAAAGAAGGUGGAGCGUGAAGACAGCGAGCAAAGUGUGUUGAUAAAUGAAGAAUGUUUACGCGCACAGUCGCCGAGAACACAGAGCUUCAGAGAGAGAGAAAUCUUUCACGAUACAUUCUCUUUUUUGAUAAAAUUGGGAAGCACAGAACGGAAUUGUCGUCGCCAAAUGAGUCACGAGGAGACUCGAUGGCAGAACGAAUUAAAGGACUUGAUAUGGCUGGAAUUGCAAGCACAUCACGCUGACCGUAGUCUGAUAGCACAGGAUGAAUAUCUUUGUCGCCAACGAGAGGCAGUGGAGGGUUUACUUUCAGAAAUAAUGGAGUAUAAAUACGAUCCCAUCGCAGAAAGAGAAGACGCGCAAGAGGGAAGCUUAAGUUGCGUCAGCCCCGGUGAUAUUGCGAGCGAUCGAUCCACGAAUUCCGGUUCAAGCUCAAAUAUUGAGCUGGGCGUAUGCCUGGGUUGUCUCUCCAUGUACUGCCGUGCGUGCGCCCGUGCACAGGGAGAAGCAUUGCAGCAAGUGGAAGCUCUACUGGCUCGCUUGGAAGUCGCGGAGGCUCUGUAUCCAUCCUCUCAUGUAUUCGCCGUUAAUUAUCCGUUAUACAAAAGCCCGGAGUUCACCGACAGGGUGAAAGCUAUGUGCCUCUGGUACAACAUGACGAAACACCAUCGAUUCAAAUUGCAGAUACUAGGUAGAUUACUCAUGAUGCUACACAGCAAGAAGAAACAGGAUGACUUUAACGAUUCCGGCAUCAGUUCGCGAUCUUCAGAUACUGUCGAUUCUGCGGAGCGACAAUCCAUGGUGCGAUUUGAACUACCUCAACAGGAUGAAACUUCCAGUCCCUCCGACAGCAAUAACAGCAAUAAUUCUUCGAUCGGAGGUCUAUCAUUUAUAUCGCAAUCACUGCCACCUACUCCGGAAACCUCGUUCUCGUAUUUUGAGGAUGAAAGAGUCGAUCGUCUCGAUUUCUAUUUGGUUGAAUUUGAUCGACACGCCUACAGUAAGAUUGCGCGUACGAUGAUCAAGCAAGUGAAUGAAUUUUUCGUCGAACGGACUCGCGAAAUACGGGAAAUUGCAAAUUUCGAAGAGGAAGAUGACGAGUUGUCAAGCAAAUUACACCAGAUGAAUGUGGGUCGCGAAUGGCAAGGAAUGUUUGUAGAGAGUCGGGAGAAAAUUGUGAAGAGCAUCAAUCUCGCCAAAUGCUUGAAACGCGACAUUGAGAAAUGGCCUGUCUGCGAUCAGGAAUUGGAGGAAUCAUUAAAACUGUUGAAGGAUAUAAUCCUGGAUUUGAGACAUCGUAUAACGAUGAUGAUCGAAGAUUUUCAAAACGAAGCCAACAAAGUGGAACAAUUAAAUACCGAGAAUGACCAGUUGCCCUUACGAUCGAGAAUCCGCGAGAUCCUCCAUCAAGCUUACAAAAUGGGCUUUGAUUUUCACAAGGAAAUGUGCAAACUAUUCUCGCUAGAAGAGAAAGCUAUUCUGGCGCGGGGUUUAGUAUCGUUUGCACUAUUAUGGAUGGAGUUCGUGAGAACAAGAUGCGAGCGUGGUCGCGGUUUGAGACCUAGAUGGGCAAAUCAAGGUCUGGAAUUUUUAAUAACAGUGUGCGAGCCGCAAAACACGAAGCAUCUCACCGAUCAGGAGUUUGAGGAAUUAAAGAUGUGCAUGGAUCGCUGCAUAUCUCAUGUCGUGGGAACCGUAUCGGUUACGGGAUCAACGCCGGAGACAGAAAGCUUGAGAAGACUGUCACGAUCAAGAGCUUCAUCACCUUGCCAUGGUCGCACUAGAACCGCAAGCAUCAGUAUCUCUCAGAAGCCACGGGACGCUUUGAAGUCACCCGAAUUAUUGAUCAAUGUGAAGAAAAAUAAUUCGCCGAACAUAAUUGACGGAAAUCUCGCAGUGAUAAUAAACAUGCCCGAGCGAGGUACACAAAGGCACGAGAUAGUCAUACGUGCUAUUAGGAAAGUCGAGGAUGAACUUGACGAAAGAUUACGAAGCCGGGAACUCAUCGGACAAGUCGUCGACAGGAAAACAGUGGACAAAGUUCACAUCAAGGCUAGGCGAGUUACAUUUACAUGGCAGCGAGGUAUUAAAAUAGGCCAAGGAAGAUUUGGCAAAGUGUAUACCGUAGUGAACAAUCAAACUGGAGAAUUGUUGGCCAUGAAAGAGGUACAACUGCAACCUGGUGAUCACAGAGCAAUUAGGCGUGUCGCCGAGGAAUUACAGAUAUUCGAGGGAAUUCAGCACCAGCAUUUAGUGCGAUAUUACGGGCUAGAAAUUCAUCGUGAGGAGAUGCUGAUCUUCAUGGAAUUUUGUGCGGAGGGAACUCUCGAGAGCUUGGUGGCGGGUAGCGGUAAUGGACUGCCAGAAUCUUUAGUCAGAAAGUACACUCAUCAGCUUCUUUCGGCUGUGGCAGCGCUGCACUCUCACGGAAUUGUUCAUCGUGAUAUUAAAACUGCAAAUAUUUUUCUAACAGACGAAGGUAAUAGUUUGAAACUCGGCGACUUUGGUAGUGCGGUGCAAAUUAAAGCACAUACAACUAUGCCUGGCGAACUCCAAGGCUUUGUCGGUACUCAAGCUUAUAUGGCACCAGAGGUAUUCAUGAAGUCUGAAAGUAGUGGACAUGGUAGAGCUGUUGAUAUCUGGUCAGUGGGCUGCUGCAUCAUCGAGAUGGCGAGUGGACGACGGCCUUGGUCAGAUUAUGAUUCAAAUUAUCAAAUUAUGUUUAAGGUUGGAAUGGGAGAAACACCAGCACUUCCGAAGAAUCUUUCCGCAGAAGGCAUAGAUCUCGUUAAGAAAUGUCUUCAACACGAUCCGAAGAAAAGGUCAACAGCGAGUAAUCUCUUUGCGCAUCCUUUUGCGCAUGGAGAAUAUGAAGAUGUUAACGAUGGUGAUUUAACAAUGUCUGUGCGAUACUAAGAGCUCAGAAAGAUUGCACAAUCUCUGUUAGGCAAAGCUGGUAUUUGUGUUCGCACUUAAUCGAUAGAACUGUUCCACUCAUUUGCUAUAUCGUAUUAUUUGAACAUGUUCUCGUUCUUCUGCACAAUUCAGUGUGUUUUAUCCAGCUUCAACGACACUUUUUAAACGUAAAUAUUUUGUUAAUAUUAUGUUAAAUGUAAUAAGUUUAUUUGCAGUAGACUAUACAAAGAAGGCAGUAGUCUGAAAAUGUUUUAUCCAUUGACAAAACCAAUAUAAUAUAUUGUACUAUUGUGAUCAUGUUAUACUUAAGCAUAAUUAUACAUUAUGCGUUCCAAAGUACACUUUCUUUCCAUUAUAAUUAUCAAAUAAUGAGACUUAAAUAAUGAGACAACUUUAAGAUUACUAUUAGCAAAGCUAUUAGCAUUUAAAGUUGUAAGUUAGAUUUUGACAUAUAUAGAUUAUAUCAAAUAGUUAGAUUUUGACGUAUAUAGAAUACACCAA